AUGCAAGAUUGCAAACCUGUAAGCACUCCAAUUUCUACUGGUUUAAAGCUAGGCAAGGAUGAAAAUACUGAAAAAGUAGAUACAAUCCUCUAUAGAAGUUUAAUUGGUAGUCUUCUGUACCUUACAGCUAGCAGACCUGACAUUCUACUUGCUGUAAGUUUGCUCUCUAGGUUUAUGCAUUUACCUAGGGAAACCCACUUUACAGCUGCCAAAAGGGUGUUAAGGUAUAUAAAAGGAACCAGCACAUUUGGGAUGUUCUUUGCAGCAAUUGCAGGGGAGAGUUUGAAGUUGGUUGGUUACUGCGACAGCGAUUGGGGUGGCUGUAUUGAAGAUUCAAGAAGCACUUCUGGAUACUUAUUUUCACUGGGCACAAGUUUUUUCAGUUGGAGCUCAAAAAAACAAGAAACUACAGCUCAAUCAACAGCAAAAGCAGAGUACAUUGCUACUGCCUCUGCUGUAAACCAGGCUAUUUGGCUAAGGAAGAUGCUAAAAGAUUUGCAGUGUGAGCAAAAAGAUUUGCAUGUGAGCGACAGAAGCUAA
Jatropha curcas is the source of this 540-nucleotide messenger RNA. NCBI's taxonomy places the organism in Eukaryota, Viridiplantae, Streptophyta, Magnoliopsida, Malpighiales, Euphorbiaceae. The record is from RefSeq and is a predicted model, not a curated record.